UGUCGCUUUAGAACUCAAGGGAACUAGGUUCGCUGCAAACCAGAGGCAUCGUCUACAUGCAUGGUGAGCGGUACACCGAUGCUAUAUCAUGCUUUGUCGAAUACAACAAAAAUCGACACCUUGACUAUAAACCGUGGAGGUAUAUGGCUUCAACAUUUUUGAAAUGUUUUAAUGAGGAGCCAAAGGCGAGUGAUGAACUUGUGUUGCAUGUUGCUCAUGCUAGUGUUCAACGAGCAUUGCGUAUUUUGAGCUCAAGUCGAUGGCCAACGGCAGAUUUCGCGCAAAAGCGGUGUCAGGCUGAGUACGACGACAUACAAGCUUUGCAGCAAACCAUUGUAAACCUUGGAGGAGCAGCUCAAGACUACUUUGCUUACAUGUCGACUCAUGGCGACGUGGCUCCGGCAUCACUUCAAAGUUUCAAUUGGGAAGAUAUUAUAUGGAUCAACGAAGAAUGCAAGAGAAUCGCAGGCAACAAGGACGUGCAAGAGGAAGAACCCAAAAGUGUACGAGAGCUUUAGCUACGGAAUUGUUGAAUCGGAUUGCUGUUUUCUUUUACUGUCACGCUGUAACAUCCAUCAAAUUUCAUUACAUCGAGACCGCCCCACUGCU
Messenger RNA from Umbelopsis ramanniana AG, 609 nucleotides. RefSeq lists its product as uncharacterized. The record is from RefSeq and is a predicted model, not a curated record. Lineage: Eukaryota; Fungi; Mucoromycota; Umbelopsidomycetes; Umbelopsidales; Umbelopsidaceae. The transcript has 2 exons. The coding region runs from base 57 to 518 and encodes 153 amino acids.